AAAUUGCUCGAGAAAUCUCAAAAUAAAUUAUUCACCGAAAGAUUUUAUCAUGCUAUGGACAUGGAUUCUAAGGACUUACAUAAUCAUAUUAAAAUAUGUAGCAAUAUAAAGGUAACUAAUAAGGUAAAUAAAAGUGUAGAUGGAAAUGUAAAUGAAAUGGUAAAUCAAAAGAUAGUAGAAGUUAGAAAAAUUUGUACAAAAUUCCUAAGAUAUUUAGCUCAUUAUGCAUUAUCGCCUAUUUCAAAUCCUAAAUACGAUGAGUGUAUUCUAUUAAAUUUUUGGAUAUACAGUAGAUUGGAUAAUAUUUUGGAGUCUAGUAAUCAUCGUGCUAUUAUUCAUGCUUUUAUCAGUAUCCUACAGAUAUGGAAUCAAAUUCUUCAUUUAAAACGAAAGAACACUCAUUAUAAAAUAUGUCAUCCAGACAGUACUACUAUUUUUCUAAAAGAUUGGAAGGAAAGAAAAGAAUUGUACGAUUACUAUGUUAAUUAUGAUACCCUUUUUCUUAUGGCCAAAUUCUAUGAAACACCUGAGUGCACAUAUUAUAAAGAAAUUAAAGAAAAGCAAAAAAUAUUUGAUAAAUUCAAAAGACUUUGUGAUUCCAGCCCAGAAAAUUGCCCAAAUUUCUUUGAAAAGUGCAAGCCUUACGAACCGAAUAUAGUGAUAAGUAAUUUGAAUUGCCACAAAAAAUUGGAAUCGGAAAAAGGUGAUGAGAAUACUCUUAUGGGAUUUUCUGCUACUCUCGGUACUGCAAGCAGCGUAGAAGAACCUCAAGAUCAUGCAAUUGAUAUUAAAGAUUAUAUCGAAGAUAACCCUGACACGCUAAAUGAUUCAGAAGAUUUUUAUACCCAGUUAGAUAGUGAAAAUUCCGGAAUUGGAACAAAAGUUACUCAUUCAAUUCUUGGCGCAGCUCCAGUUUUAUUAACUGGCACUGUGUUAUACAGAGUAUGUAUAUAUUUUGUAAACAUAUAUCAUUAUAGUACAAACUUGUGA
Messenger RNA from Plasmodium cynomolgi strain B, 990 nucleotides. RefSeq lists its product as hypothetical. The coding region runs from base 55 to 990 and encodes 311 amino acids. The transcript has a single exon. Lineage: Eukaryota; Apicomplexa; Aconoidasida; Haemosporida; Plasmodiidae. The record is from RefSeq and is a predicted model, not a curated record.